This is a messenger RNA of Tigriopus californicus, 3185 nucleotides long. Its product is annotated as beta-mannosidase-like. Gene Ontology annotation, biological process: glycoprotein catabolic process; carbohydrate metabolic process. The transcript is spliced from 8 exons. NCBI's taxonomy places the organism in Eukaryota, Metazoa, Arthropoda, Copepoda, Harpacticoida, Harpacticidae. Gene Ontology annotation, molecular function: beta-mannosidase activity. The record is from RefSeq and is a predicted model, not a curated record. The coding region runs from base 172 to 3150 and encodes 992 amino acids.
CUUCCUUCUGUCCUGGAUCCAACUCUUGAGCCCAAUCUUCACUGCAUAGUAGAGUAAAUGGAGUGAUCAAAGAGAAAACGGAGUGAUCACAGAGAGCCUCAUGGAGCACCUUUGAAAACAGACAGCCAAUAAGGUCAUGGAAACGUGAAUAUAGUAUAAUGAUUGUGCACCAUGGUCAAAUUACGACGAUGUUCAAUGGUUGUCUCGUCAUUCCUGGGCAUCUUUGCAAUUUGGAAAAUCCAGAGAAGCACGACUAAUUUGGAGAAAUCCAAAAAGAGCUUUUAUAAGGUAUUGGCUCCCGAGAAUCGCUACGACAAUGAUCAUUUGGCGGAGAACAUCCAAUACGAUACGGAUGGACAUGCCAAAAUCUUUGAUUUGGGCGGCUCAGAUUGGACAGUUCAAUCCAAUAAUGGAUCCAUCUCAAUUCCUGCUCAAGUUCCAGGUGGCAUCUAUUCGGAUUUGGAGCGAGCCCAAGUUCUAAACAGCUCGGUGUACUUCCGAUUCAACGAUGUCAAGUUCCGUUGGGUUGGACAGGAGUCGUGGGUUUAUAAGAAAGAAUUUACAAUGCCCAAAUCAAUGAAGGGCUCUGAAAAUGUUCUAUUAAACUUGGAAGGUCUAGACACCGUGGCUGAAAUCACCCUCAACGAGCAAUUCAUCGGCAGAACAGAGAACAUGUUUGUGAGAUAUCGCUUUGAUGUGAAGGAACAUAUCAAAUUCGCUCGAAAGAACACACUGGAGAUUGCCUUUGAAUCUCCAGUGCUUUAUGCCAAGCGAAAGUUUGAAGAACACUCCAAUCAGUUUUACAUUGUCCCACCAAUCCGGGUGCCAGAAGUUUACCAUGGUGAAAAUCAUGCCAAUUUCAUAAGAAAAACCCAAGCCUCUUUCGGUUGGGAUAUCGGGCCCAGUUUCCCAUCCACUGGAAUCUACAAACCCAUUAGCAUCCAAGGAUAUCAGAGUGCCAAUAUCCAAUAUGUAACCUUUAACAGUAUGCCAGAGGAAGACUGCUGGAGAGUCUCCACGAGAGUUCUGGUGGAGGCCGAAAAUGGAUUUGAAGGUCAACUUGACAUUGAAAUUGUGGAAAAGCUCACCGGACAUAUAAUUUUCAAUGUUAACGAGUCUGUGAUGUUCAGUUUGUUUCCUGAGAACGAGAUCUUGGAUUCAUUCCAAAUUAACGGGUCUGUGCCGAAGAAGGACGUCAAGACCUGGUGGCCCAACGAAUUAGGCGACCAAAAUCUCUACAUUCUGACGGCGACUUUGAGAAAAGAUAAGUCAAACGUGUCUUCGAAGUCUAUACAAGUCGGUUUUCGAACGAUUGAGCUCGUUCAAAAACCCUUGCACGACAUUUACCAGACUAUCGCUCAAAAAGCUGGGGACACGUUUUUCUUCAAAGUCAACGGCGUGCCCAUCUUUGCCAAGGGUUCCAAUUUGGUUCCCAUCCACAUCUUGCCCGAAAAAGUGACCAAAGGGGAUGUGGACUACCUGUUGAAGUUUGCCAAAACGUCUCACAUGAAUAUGAUUCGAGUGUGGGGAGGGGGAUCGUACCAAUCCGAAUAUUUCCAUAGAAAAGCGGACGAGUUGGGGAUUCUGGUGUGGCAGGAUUUUAUGUUUGCUUGCAGCAUGUACCCGGUAAAUGAGGACUUUCUAAAAAACGUGCAAAAGGAGAUCUUUCAUCAAGUCCGACGGCUCCAACAUCAUCCUAGUCUUGCCACUUUUUCGGGCAAUAAUGAAAAUGAGGUUGCAUUGGUUGAUAACUGGUACAAUACAUCCCAUUUGGGUGCUCCCAAAAAUGUACGGUCCAACGAUUUUGCCAACGUUUCACAAUAUUUCGACGAUUACAACCUUUUAUACGACCAAGUGAUUCGGAAUAUCGUCAUCCAAGAGGCUCCCGAUACCCCAUGGAUGACUUCAAGUCCAAUAGGGAAGCAUGAGAUUGGCCAUGUGAACCCGAGCACUAACCCGAUGGAUCUUCACUACGGAGACAACCACUUCUACAUUCGUACCAAAAACCAGUGGCAACCUGGGAUCUACCCAAUCCCACGAUUCAUGAGCGAGUACGGGUUUCAAUCGUUCCCAAGCAUUUCCACCCUGGAAAAAUUUGCCUACGAUGAUGACCUCUACUUUCCCUCGCGCUUCAUCAAUCAUCGCCAACAUGGCCCCAAAGCCAAUGACGAAUUGGUCUUCACCGCAGCCUUUCACUUUCAUUUAGACAGAAUAAUCCAUCAGCGAGAUCCCGAGGGAUUGGCCAAGUUACUCUACUUGGCACAAGUCAACCAGGCAGAGAGCUUGAGAACAGAAACUGAGUUGCUCCGACGAAUGGUUUCAGUCAUCUCAGAGGAAGGCCAUGGAAUGACAAUGGGCGCCUUGUACUGGCAACUUAACAGUAUUUGGCCUGGAGGAUGUUUAUCUACGUUUGAACACGGUGGAAAAUGGAAACUAGCUAAUUAUGCUGUGGAACAAAUGUUUCGGCCAGUGGUGGUUGUGCUUGACGUAACGUCGGAGGAGCGAGUCAAGGUCCACGUGGUCAAUGACGGAGGGACUCUAGUCUCUAACUUCACUCUGCACAUUGAACUACAGAAAUAUUCUGAUCUUCAUGCUUGCUUUCAACAAACAAUUGCAAUUCCUCCCGUUGCUCACCUUCAAUCGAUCGAGGUAUUGAAUGUUGGGCUUGAGACAAUCUUGGACCAGUGCUCAUUUCCUGGUAAAUCCGAAACGACCACUCAGACAGCCAAGUAUCCAGAAUCUGCACCACUUGAAUCCUUAACUGUUACCACACAAUCCACAUCAGAACCAGAUUACCGACGGAUCUUCAGCCUCUUGACUAGCAAAAUUUUCAAUAGCCAAUCCGAAAUCAUUUCGCAACGAACGAAACUUCUCAGUGAACCAAAAGAGGCUCUGGGGUUGAUCAAUCCCAGAUUGAGCCUACAUGUGGAACGAAUUUCCAAUGUGAUAUUUGAGAUCCUUAUUUCCACCGAGUCCGUGGCCUUAUUUGUGGCCCUUGACACUCCCAUUUCUGGGCGAUUCUCGGACAACGGAUUUCAUCUAUUGAAUGCCUCAAAAUCUGUGAUAUUUCAUGUUGACAAUGGCUCAGACAUGUCUGUCGAACAAUUUACCAAGCAACUAAAUGUGAUAAGCUAUUAUAACGAUUUCUAACUUACAAAAUACAGCCAUUUUGAGGUUUGACAACA